AUGGUUUCCCACAGCCUGACGAGCCUGUUCGCAGGCCUGCGCCUGUCGCGGCCAACACCCCAAGUCAUGGCACCAUUCACAGCAACGACUACCACGUCACUCCUCCUCAACGCCAGACCCCUGAGCACGACGCCCUGCGUGCUGGCCAGCAAGGCGGCCAAGAACGCCGCGGCCAAGACCAGCAAGCCCGGCCAGAAGCGCAAGAAGAACAAGGCCGAGGAGCCGGACGCGCGCAUCCGCAACCUGAAGAUCAGCAUGCCGCGCAAGGCCCCGGCCCCGCUGCGCUUCGCGCGCAACCGACACCUGCGGCACUGGACGAUCCACCGGGCGUGGCUGCUGUGGCAGCGGAAGGAGCGGGAGAGGGAGGAGAAGGAGCUGAUGAGGAUGUACCAAUCCAUGGCCUCGGCCAGCGAGGAGCUCCGACACACGUCCGGGCCCGGAACCAGGGACGAGGGAUAUCUGUACCGUGUGUCCAUGGAGAAGAAGGGCCUGUUCGGGCACAACGCCAUCCCGAUCGAGUACGCGAGGCCGCAGACCGAGACGCCCGCCAGGAUUGCCUGGAAUCACGAGUGGAAGCGAUGA
Messenger RNA from Truncatella angustata, 582 nucleotides. RefSeq lists its product as uncharacterized. Gene Ontology annotation, biological process: mitochondrial translation. Gene Ontology annotation, molecular function: structural constituent of ribosome. Bases 1 to 582 code for a protein of 193 amino acids. The transcript has 2 exons. Lineage: Eukaryota; Fungi; Ascomycota; Sordariomycetes; Amphisphaeriales; Sporocadaceae. The record is from RefSeq and is a predicted model, not a curated record.